UGUCCCUCAGAAGGGGGCGGGGAAUGUUACCUUCGGGACUGGAGAGAGAAAGGAGGCGGAGCAGGAGGCGGUGGCAGUUUCGGCAGCCCCUCAACCUCCUCCCUCCAUUAUGGCGACACAGCAAUAGACAGAAAGGGAAAGAGGAGCGACUGCGCAGAGGUGCCGCCCCCUCGCCUCACACUUGAGUGAGCGCGGGGGAACCCGGACCGGAGCGAGUAAGCGGCCUCUGAGGCGGGUGGCCGCUCCCGCUCCCCUCUCAUCUGGUGGUCAGCACGGGAGAAGAAUGGCUGAAACGGCGGGGCUGAGCCCUUCGGCAACGGCAACAGCUCCAACGUUAACCCCCACAGCGGCGGUAGCUGCUGGAGCCUGCCCGGUCGCUGCUUCUGUCGUCGUAUCGAGAGACUCGCAACGGUGGAGGCGACGCCGCAGCCCCGGAGCCGCCAGCUGAAGCGCUGCUCUGCCCCCUUUACUAGCCCGGGGCUCGUAGUGGAAGGACAAGCGGGCGGUUCGCUCUCCCCUACUACACCCUGCCGGCGGACCCCAGUGAGGGUAUCGGCCGAGCCUGACAGGAGCCUCAGCAAGAGGAGGAAGAAAAAGGAGGCGGCAGAGGAAGACGAACUAUGGGUGCUAAACAGAGCGGCCCGGCUGCCGCCAAUGGCCGAACCCGGGCUUAUUCUGGGGGGGACUUACCUUCCAGUAGUAGCAGCGGCGGCGCUAACGGGACUGGCGGGCGGCCGAUAGGCGGCGGCGGAGCGGGAAGGUACACGCACCUGGCGCCGGGAGUCCACCACGCGGCCCCCGGUGGCUCAGCAAGUGGAGGGGCGGCGGCGGCUCCCCCGGUGGCAGCGCCCAGGAGCAGGUCUUUGGGUGGGCCAGCCGCCUCUGGGACUCGAGCCGUACAUUCUGCCUUCAACAUCCCCAACAGCAGCGGCCUCUAUGGCUCCCAGGACUCGGUCAACAGCACCCCCGAUGAAGGGGGGCGGGAACGGGCCGCGGCGGGAGGCGGUAGCGGCGCUGGAGGACAUAGCGGGGGCAGUGGGGGACCCCGGCUAGUCAUCGGCUCGCUGCCUGCCCACCUUUCCCCUCACCUGUUUGGAGGAUUCAAGUGCCCUGUUUGUUCCAAGUUUGUAUCGUCAGAUGAGAUGGAUUUACAUCUUGUGAUGUGCUUGACAAAACCAAGGAUAACUUAUAAUGAGGAUGUGCUGAGUAAAGAUGCUGGGGAGUGUGCAAUAUGCCUGGAAGAGCUGCAGCAAGGGGAUACAAUAGCACGAUUGCCUUGUCUAUGCAUAUAUCAUAAAGGAUGCAUAGACGAAUGGUUUGAAGUAAACAGAUCUUGUCCUGAGCAUCCCUCAGAUUAACCGCAGAGAUUCCUGUUUUUUGUAGUCUCUCACACUGAUCAUCACAUGUAAAGGAUUUCGAGUGCCAUCUUCAGAUGCUAAUGUGAGACUGGACUUCUGUUCACUUUGAACUGGGAAGAGAUGGAGCAUGACAUGGGACAAAUGAUAUAAAGUUGGGAGCUCAGUGUACCAGCACUCAGCUAAAGGAGACACAGGAAUUCUGAAAAUGCUGCACAUCCCGGAGAAGUAGUCUUCCCACAGACUUUACAGAUAAUAUUUUGUAUCUACAGGCCAAAGUUACUAACUUUCAGUUAAUUUUUUUUAAAGCUAUCUACAGAAGCAAGAUGUUCUCACAUUGUUUCUUGAAUGGAAGCUGUGCGCUCUAGAUCAAGACUCUGGGACGUUAUACAAGGAAGAUGCCAUUUGGGGGUGAAAUCUCCUCUUAUGCACCAUGAGCUGGGGAGAGGGGAGUAAAAGCAAACUAUGAAGUACAUACAGUCAAGUGGUGUGAACUUGCUCAUGAAAUUCCACACCCUCUAUGCUGUUCAUAUUUUUUCUGUGAAAGAAUCCAACAUUCCUUGAUUUAGGGUUUUUUUUUGUAAGUAAAGCUUUGUCAGAGUGCAGCCCAAAGAGCAAAAUGUAAUCAAGGCAGAUCAUUAAUUGACAUUGUUGAUCAAACUAUAGAGUUAAUCAAAACCUACAUACUGUGUUCAUUUCCGUAUAAAUAUACUAAAUUCACUUUUACUGCUUGUGAGUAUCAAUGCAGCAGCAAAAAUAAAAAGCAUAAUUUAGGAGCUAUGCAAUUUUUUUAAAAAAAUCAGAAGGAAAUAAGAAUUACCAUCUCAAGUGCUGCCAGUUAAGGUAAUUUAACGGGUAUUUUUAAAAAAAUGUUUCAGGUAGUUAUUUUCUUGUACUAUUUUAAUCUCCAGGCUGACCCUCUUUAGUUGAGUAGUCACAAAGAUGGGCAAAGUGAGACAUUUCAUGGGGAUGGGACCUGGAUUGACUUUUGUAUGAUUUUGGUUUUUUGUUCAAGGUUGUCUCGAUGGCAGAUCAUAGUAAUUUGUGUCCAGUGCUAUUAGUCAGGCUUUUGACAGUGGUUAUGAUUUUAUACCCAAUUAUUCAUGCUUCAUUCCAUUGAUAUAAAUGGGCAUAAGCAUGCAUAACCAUAGGCAUAGGAUUGAAGGAAGCACCUAUAUUUCUUGAACCAAUAAAACUUUAUGCUGCUGUGGCUUACCAUAAAUUGUAGAAUGAGUUAUGUGGGAUAGGGUAGGCAAGAAGCUCACUAAGUAAAAUUGUGAGCUGUUAAUAAUAUAUUUGUUUCCACAAAAAAGGAAGCAAUUAAAGUACCUUGUAAAGUUUGUAACAGAAUGGAAAAGCGUUGAAUAAAAAUGAGUGAAAUUUUUCACGUGUUUAGGUAGCAAAAAUAAGAUUCUCACAUUAUUUGAUUCUUAAGAAUUUAAUUUGGCUUCCCUUAAGACCAUUUCCAGUCCCAUUUCUACUUAAUUGUGUUAAUUUGCAAACAUGCAGGUGUCAAAACUGCUACUGUUACCUUGCACACAAAUGUGUGUGUGUGUGUGUAUGUGCAGGCACAUUCAGUUCCCUGUUACUCAUCCACAUCUCUCAAAAAAACCAAAACGAGUGUACAAUCCACUGAUAACAUCUUCAGCAAUUGUUUAAAUUUUCAUCUGUAGCAUGCAAAGUACAGCAGGCACUGCUUUCUUCAGGAUGAGGAGGACUAGGCACUUACAGUAACUAUAUUCCUAGUUUAUUCAGUAUGCUGCAAUGGACAGAACUAGAUGUUUGGCAAACACAAUUCCCAAUCCUCUGUUUGCUUUCCAUGUGUAAAUAAAAGGGUCACGGUGGGGUAUUUGCAAAGGAGCAGCAAUGGUGCAAGUGUUUGACUCUUCUCCUGUCCACUAGUUUUCUUUGGAUGUUCUUCCUCCUCCCCAUUUGGUUUUGUCUUUCUUGUUGGGAAAGCUAAUCGUAUAGCCAAACUCAAGGAAAACCAUCCAGGGAAGGACUACAGAUGAAAAGUAGCAGGUGGAGAAGGUGUAAGUAGCUGUCUGCCCUGCAAAUGUCUCCUGCACCCCACUUUUUACUUUGGAGGCACCCCAUGUUUGCCACCUAAUAUUUUCUUCUGUCCAAUGAAAGGAAGCAAUGCAGUGGUUUCUGGUGGCGCAUGGUUGUGAAAUUUUAUUAGCCUGUAGGUGACAUAUUACUAUUUCCUGGUGUUUCAAAUUACUGUAUUUUUAUAAUGCCAAUGUUAAUGCAAGACUUUAAAUAUUGCAGCUAUCACAUAUGACAGCACUGUGUUUACUAUUCAGGGAUAUCCCCUCCCUUGAACUUAAAUCAGAGUCUCUGUUGUAGCAAUUGUGAUUCAAUAAUUUUUCAAGGAUCAUUAGUGCUGGUGCCAGAUGCUGAGGUUGGGACAAUCUAACCAAGCCAGUAAUUUAGAAGUAAAUAUACUUAUAACCUACCCUAACUUCUCAGACGUCAUCUUUUCCAGAGUUCUAUUGAAACUUUACAUAUUUAUGUAUACACACUGGUAGAAUUCCAGAACUCUUAAGAGGUAUAUAAAUAUACCUAUUAAAAUAUCAGGGAGCCAAGAUUGGCUGUGACUCAAGUGUACAGAUGUGGCAACCUUGAGGUUUAAUGCCAUGUAAUUUGUAAAUGGCCCUGAAAUGUAAGUAUUUCAGAAUGGGCAUUUUACAGUCAGAUUUUCCCCCCACUUGUGUCGAUUAAUUCAAGUUUCUCCAAGGAAUUGGGAAAACACUUCCUUGUUCACUUGAGGCCUCAGAAGCUUUUAUUCCAUUCCAUUUGCUCACCUUGCAAAAGUAGAUGCAUGCUUAUAUUGCUUGCAUACUCCAAUAUGCUUUUUAUAAAUCCAGAAACUUGUUUCUGUUGUCUUUUUCUGUUUGUUUCCUUGGAUGGUUUUGAGGCAGAGUGGGAUUUUCCUGACAGUUUUGCUUUGUAAAGCAGACAUGCUGGUAUGGAAAGUUCCCACUUCACCAUUGCCAAUGAGUUAAUUUCAGUGCUGAUCUUCUUGAUAGCAUACCUUGCUAUUUAUACUUCCUUGUCUUAGUCUUUAAGCUUCAGAUCUCAUUCCUACUUGCUUCCUCCUUCUAAGUCAGUGCACACUACGGUCUAAGCCUUAUUCUACUCUGUCUGCCUCCUUUAUUUGAGCAAACUCAUUUGUUGACCUCAGUUAGCACUCUGUUACACAGAUCUCGCCAGAGGAGGAGCUUUUUCUACAAUUUUGGCUACAUCCAUUUCCUUAUGCCCAAUAGGGGUAGCUUUCCUUAGAUGACUCUGGCUUCUGAUCCAGCUCUGUGCAGUGAAACUCAAAAGCCCCAAACUGUGUAGCCAGAUUAUUUUAAGUACACUGUCUGCCCUGUGUUCUGCUGGAUAUAUUGAAAAGACAGAAGUGCAUUGUUCUAAAUUAGCCCAGUCAUGAAGCCAAAUUUGUGGUUGCAGUUCAGAAGCAGAACAAUAUAAGCUGCUGCUCUUAGAAAAUUCUCAAGCUGAUGGAAGACAUUAUCUAGAGUACACUGGUAUGUUUAGUGCCACAGUGGUAGAAACUGUAAAAAUACAAUAUUAAAUACUCAAAGCUGUGUGUCCAGCAUUUAUUUGAAAAACUGACUUCAUUUUGGUACUCCUUUUCUAUGUCUCUCAGUAGACAAUAGCUCCCUAUGUGUCUGAAAGAGAUGGUAUCAAUGAUGUUCAGAGGUUGCUUGUUAUCAGCCCAGUUUUUCAUAUGUGGCAUUUGUUAUGUGUUUAAGGCAUAGCUUCAGCAAAGAUUUUGCUUUGAAUUCUAGGCUGCAAACAUGAAUUACUAGUCACUAAAUUGUGUUGACUGACCGAUAGGGGUCAAUUUUAAUCUAUUGGAGCAAACGUUAAGUGAAGGUGCUGAGAGUUAAGGGUACAGGUGCUAAUUUUUGAGGCUAUGUUUUGGUUCUGGAGUGUCCCAAUGAUAGAAAGAAAAAAGAAAACAGUUGAAGAUGGCAUUCUAAUGAAAAGUGGCUUGCUUUAUUAAGUAGUUGGAUACUUUGCACUUCCCUUCAAUAUCUCAAAAGGCACCUAAUACUGAAUCUUUAAGUAACAGUAAUAUAUUCAGACUCAGUGGAUUCGUCAAGUCAGAAAGUAUCAAUCAACUAAAUGAUUGAUUGCCCUUGAUUCUAUACACUGCAGCAUUUGAAAGAGCUAUAGAGUGAAUCCUUGUUGAAUCCUUAAACUCCAUUUCAUUAGUGAAAACAUUUCCUCUAUCCCUUUUAAGUGUUGGCAGUGACAAUGUAUUUGUUCAUGUAAGCUGCAAAAAGUGGUUCCUAGGCAAAUUAUAUGAUCUGCAGUUUCAAACUACAAACCUUCAGGGAAUCCUUUGUAUGUUAACUUUACUGCCAAGGAGCCACUGUGUGUUGCAGAGAACUCUGGGGAGUGUUCUAAGACACUUUCUCACUUCAAGAGGUUCUGACCAGUCCUGUUGAGCCUCACCAUGCCUUUGCAUGAACUGAGGCUGUGCCCUUUAACACACCCAGAACUUACCUAUAGCUGUGCAUUGCAGGCCAGAAUUUGUAGUGGUGGGCAUACUGGCUUAACAGAAAAAUUCUCUACCUUUCUCUUCUCAUUGUGAAACCUCUGAUAGGCUUCCUAGAACUUUUCUGAAGCAUAGCAUGGACCACUGGUAUAAGGUAUGUACUCAUCAAAAUGAGGCUGAAAUUUUUAUUUGACAUAGGAAGCAGGAUUCCACCAGCAGUAGCUGUGAGAAGAUAUGAGAAUAAUUUGAAGAAUGGAAAGGGAGAGCUAAGCAGUUAGACAGCACAUUUGAACAAAGUUAAGUUGCCAACCCUAAUUUCUUAACAAACAAUGAUUCAGGACUUACUAUUCUGACCAAGAGUGUGAGCUCUUCAAACCAUUAAACUCCCCUCUGAUUGAAAAAAAAAGUACCCACUAUGAAUUUCUACAACAUGUUAGAUGGAACUCUGAGCGUGAAACCACCUAACAUUUGGUAGUGGCAAUGGGCAAGAGGUCUUCCUUCAUUACCCUGCUGAUAAACAAGAAUGUAAUUAGUGGCAUCUAAUGUAACAUGUAUUUGUAACUUUUUAAACUGAGCUAUAUGGUUGGGGAAAUGAGCAUUUUUUAAAGGUGCAUCUUGUAUUUGGUCUGCCAGUAUACAAUCAUAUGAUUUUUUUUCUUUUUUUACUGAUCUAGGUUGUAUAUUUUAACAUUCCAUUUCUGUAAAAUAAUGUACAACAAUAUGUUAAUAAAUCUUUUAAAGCUCA
Messenger RNA from Rhineura floridana, 6613 nucleotides. It is a transcript of the gene ZNRF2, whose product is annotated as zinc and ring finger 2. The transcript has 5 exons. NCBI's taxonomy places the organism in Eukaryota, Metazoa, Chordata, Lepidosauria, Squamata, Rhineuridae. Bases 621 to 1358 code for a protein of 245 amino acids. The record is from RefSeq and is a predicted model, not a curated record.